Messenger RNA from Trifolium pratense (red clover), 1780 nucleotides. Its product is annotated as auxin efflux carrier component 2-like. NCBI's taxonomy places the organism in Eukaryota, Viridiplantae, Streptophyta, Magnoliopsida, Fabales, Fabaceae. The record is from RefSeq and is a predicted model, not a curated record. Gene Ontology annotation, biological process: auxin polar transport; auxin export across the plasma membrane. The coding region runs from base 1 to 1470 and encodes 489 amino acids. Gene Ontology annotation, molecular function: auxin efflux transmembrane transporter activity. Gene Ontology annotation, cellular component: endoplasmic reticulum; plasma membrane. The transcript is spliced from 6 exons.
AUGAUCAAAGGUAAAGAUGUAUACAAUAUUCUUGAGAGUAUCAUGCCCCUAUAUGUGGCCAUGUUAUUAGGGUAUGGAUCAAUUAAAUGGUGGAAAAUGUUCACACCUGACCAAUGUAUUGGUAUAAACCGUUUUGUAGCAAUGUUUGCAGUUCCUACACUUACUUUUAUUUACAUAUCUCCAAUUAAUCCUUAUCAUAUGAAUUGGAGAUUUAUAGUUGCUGACAUACUUCAAAAAAUUGUGACAUUAAUUUGUCUAUUUUUAUGGAACAUUUUCACAAAACGUGAUGGUUUUGAUUGGUCAAUAACAAUUUUUUCACUUAUUAAUUUGCCAAACACACUUGUUGUAGGAAUUCCUCUUUUGAAUGCUAUGUAUGGAGAAUUUACCGUAUCACUUUUGAUCCAAAUUUUGGUCAUGCAAAGUGUUUUAUGGUAUAAUGUUGUAUUGUUAAUGUAUGAAUAUAGAGCUGCUAAGCUUUUUAUUUCUCAACAAUUUGUUGAGACUAAUGAAGGGUCACAAAAGGUUGAAAAUGAAAUUGAAUCAAAUGUUGAUGUAGAAUUGGGAGAAAUUGGUAAUAAUGGUGUCAAGUUAUCUCAUUCAACAUCUAAAGUGUCAAAUCUUACUAGGGUUGAUGCCUUUUCAAGCUACACAAAUAGUCCUCAAAAUAAUGAUUUUGAAGAAAUGUUAGAUAUAUGGAAAAAAUUUCAGAAGAGUAGGAGUUGCACUAGUAUUGGUGGUGUGAAGAUUUCUCCUUACCCAAAUUUAAAAUCAAAUUCAGAAAAAAUCAUUGGCAAAACAAAGAUAAAUUUUAGUGGUCGCUUUGGCACGCCACAAGAAAUUGAAGCAUCAAAAGGUGUUAAUGAAUUGGUUGACAAGAAUUCUAGUGCAAAAGUAAUUGAAUUGGAAGAGCAUGAGAAUGAGGAGAUGCAUGAAGAAGGAAAUGUAGACAAUGAACAACAAAUGCUACCUAGUCAUGACAUGAUGACAAAGCUCAUUCUUGUUAGGGUAUGGAGGAAAAUGUUAAAAAAUCCUAAUCUCUAUGCUGCAGUUCUUGCCAUUGUUUGGGCUUUCAUAGCAUCAAGGUUGGACAUCAAAAUGCCAUCAAUCAUACAUGAUUCUAUUACAAUAAUUUCUCACACUGGACUAGGAAUGUCCAUGUUUAGUCUAGGCAUAUUCAUGGCAUUACAACCCAAAAUCAUUGCUUGUGGAAAAACUUCAGUAACAAUGUCUACGGUACUUAGAUUCUUGGUUGGUCCAUUAUUGUUUGCUGCAACAUCUGCAUCUCUUGGUAUUCGUGGAGUUGUUUUUAAAGUAGGAAUUAUUCAGGCUGCUCUUCCACAAGGUAUUGUUCCCUUUGUUUUCGCCAAAGAGUACAAUCUCCACGCUGAAAUAUUUAAUGCAGCGGUUUCUCUUGGAUUGGCACUUGCAUUCCCUAUAACAAUACUCUACUAUGUGAUUCUUGGUGCUUGACGCUUCUUUUUAACAAGAGAAGGAGAAACAAAUUUUGCUACAUUCAAUUUGACAAGAUUUUUGCGAGUUUGUGAUUUGUCAAUUUCGUAACUACGAAUGUCUUAUUCGUGCAAAAUUUCAAUAAUGUCUAAUGUCAAAAUUGUCCACAUUGUAUGAACAAUUUUGCACGAGUUUCUUUUAGUUUUUUUAUUUUUUAUCAUGUUAUCGUUUGUUUUUUCGGAUACAGACUUUUGCUGAAAUGCACUAGUUUUGUUAUGCAACGGUUGUCAUUAUAUAUAAGAAUAUUAAAUAUAUUUUUUAAGAGCAAAAA